AGGGAAAAUGUAUAUGCAUGUAAGCAUAUAUUCAGCUGUUUACUCACCAAAAGAGAGAGAGAGAGAGAGAGUAUUGAAAGAACCCCCAUUGCCCAUUGCAUGAAGAGUUCUUCUUGUUGAUUAAUUUCUACAACCAAUAGGUACACAUUAUGCAACAGCAGUACGGUAAAAGAGGGCAACGUGAGUUUGAUGCAAAAGGCUAUAACUUAUGCUUAGGCACCGGUUCACAAGAUAGGCAUAAUGGCAUUCGAGACAAUUUCAUGUCAGUGAAUGUGCUGUCAAGAAGCACAUUGGGUCUGAAUUCUGUUAGUCAGUUAAAUGCUUGUUGGGGAAACCUAGCCCGCGAAUCACAAGUAAACAGCGGACGAGUUUCUGGAAUGCCAGAUGCAGUGUGCAGGCAGGAGCAUGGAAGUCUUGCAUCAUCCAUAGUGCCUCAUGCUAUGGAUGAACAUUUAAUGCAGGAAACUCUACAAGAUCAAAGUGGUGGCUCCAAUACAUGCAGCUCUUACUCUUAUCCCGAUCCAUGUCCGAGGGACAGCAAACUGGCUAAUGCUCGUCCACAGUUGAUAUGUCCAGACUUACAUGGAGCUCCUCAUUGUAGAACAGCUUCAUCCUUAGCAUUGACGUUGGAGGAGCCUGUUUAUGUGAAUGCCAAACAAUACCAUGGAAUUCUGAGGCGGAGACAGCUGCGGGCAAAGGCUGAGUUGGAAAAUAAAGUGACAAGAGUCAGAAAGCCUUAUCUCCAUGAAUCUCGGCAUUUGCACGCCCUGAGACGAGCCAGAGGAUGCGGGGGACGUUUUAUCAACACGAAGAAGUCUGAUAGCACAGCCGGUAAUGCUACUCAUGGGGAAGCCAAAAGCACUGGGGACUCUUCUCUAUCAAAUACCCUCCAUUGUUCACGAGAUUCAGGAUAUGCAUCCUCGGCCUCUUCCAGAGUAGUCAAGCCAUCCACAAGUAUGAAUGAAUUCAAGAAAUUUUCACUUGAAGAAAUGAAGGAUGCAGAAUUCUUGCAAUGGACCUGUCCUAAAGAUUUCUUCUUGGGGUGAUGACUUUUUUAAGUGACGGAGUUUAGAGGUAAUUUGUCGACAUGCAUGGUAUGAUGAUGUUUCAUUAGAUUAUCUAAGACGAUGGAUCCACGCUGUCUGUGUACAUUAUAUAGUGAGUUAUUGUCAAAAUAAGUCUUGAGAUGAUCUUAUGUGAGAUUUAACUACAGAAUGAUGGUUUGUUAUAACGCCUUGGUGUUGCAACACUGUUUGUGUGUGAAUGUGUUGUUCUAUGUGAAAGGGGACAUGAAAUCAUGGGCAACUGAAAAAUGAAAAAGAAACAUAGCAACACACCCACACUAUGCGCCAUGCAUUCUUGGAGCCCACAUCUCGAAUGCAUUCUUGAUUUGUCCUUUAUCCUAGUAUGAAUGGACAAUAUUGAUCUUGGACAUAUCGUCAUGUUCGAAUGCGCGUGCAUUUCCUUCAUUUGAGGAGUGUUCCAUCACAACUUCGUCUAGAUAAGAUUUAACCGUUGAACUGAAACUGAGCCAAGUUUGGAGAUAAUUGAACUUUGUUUCCUGUAGUUUGGGCAUUGUAGUUCUAUGUAUCUUUGACAUAUGAAAAAUGACGGCAGACUAUAACCCACGAGGACUUGGAUAAGAUCUAAUAUCUUUUUGGAUUCGAGGAUGUGAUCGUAAAAUCAGGCUCGCUUCGAUUAUUCCACAUUUUACCAUAAAUACUAAAAAAAUUAUUAAUUUAACUUAUCCAACAUUUUAUCUAGUCGGCUUCUAUUAAUCAUUUAUCCCACACACAAAAUUGAUCAGUCCCUUGUCAGUGGAAAAGUAGGUAGUUUCUAGAAGCCAAUUGACCGACAACCAGGCUGGAAAACUGUGAGUGAUUGCUUGCUUUGGGGCCACAGUCGGCGGCCACCACCGCGGCUGUCGCUGUUGGCUCAGUGGUAGUGGGCUCCGAAUUGAGAUAAAAGCCUCAAGUUGGAUGCAGAAUCGUUUGGUUGCACUCUCACAGCUGCUAGGCGCACCAUGUGGGGAUAGGAUCUAGUCUCCUAUAGCAAAUAUGAGAGUUCGAAAUUUACAAGUCACGUUUAAAUUCUUGUUAAGGCUUUUGAUUGAAAUGAGCUUAAAA
Molecule: messenger RNA, 2126 nt
Organism: Sesamum indicum (sesame)
Lineage: Eukaryota; Viridiplantae; Streptophyta; Magnoliopsida; Lamiales; Pedaliaceae
Biological process (GO): regulation of DNA-templated transcription
Cellular component (GO): CCAAT-binding factor complex
Molecular function (GO): DNA binding; DNA-binding transcription factor activity
Source: RefSeq, a predicted model, not a curated record